ACACACACACACACACUAGUGCAUACACUCACACAAAUUACAAACACUCACGCGAGUCCAAACACUCCGAGCACAAUACCGCAGUAAUAAUAAUAUUAUUAUUUAAUAUUUAUUAUUAUUAACGCCGUUUUGGAUUUUUCGCGCAGAUCACCGACCCUGACGAGGUCGGACAGCAGACACCACGUAAAAUACGAACGGCAACUGUGUUUUCGUCUGACGAGGUCCGCCGUGUCCGUUACCGCUUUGCCGCCCGGCGUACCGCUUAAUAUCAACCAACCAAGGAGCAUUCCUUCGGCUGUUUGUCGCUCGUUUUUGAUCUUCGUUCAUCUAGCAUCACCUGAGUUUGAAAAAUGGCCGUCAAUUUACUGCAGACCAACAACACUGGCAAAAUAAAUAACAAACGCCUGGCAUUGAUACAAAUUGUGAAAAUCGAUCUGAAUGCCGGAAUCAACACUGAAACACCUGAUGAUGGUGUCGUAUACUCUCCCGCUUACAUUUCCACUACCAACACCUGUGUCGUGAAUAGUGGAACAGCAUCACAGGGGAUACAAUUUCAGUUGUUGGGUGGUAACAAUGAGAAUAUUGUAGAAUUUACCCCCAGUUCUUCAGUAGACUAUUGUAAAGUUGCCAAAGAUACAUAUGCCAUACAGUUGAAUAAUCAUUCAUAUAUGUUAAAAUUUAAAACACAUAUAGAUUUAUAUGAAUUCACUGUAUUGCUGGAUCGUGCUAAAAAAGGGAAUGAUCUCUCAGUUUUUUCUAAUCGAACUGAUGAAGCAUCUGCUGCACAAUAUUUCCAGUUUUAUGGAUAUCUUUCUCAACAACAAAACAUGUUACAAGACUAUAUACGUACAAGUACCUAUCAAAAAGCAGUGCUUAUUAAUACCAUAGAUUUUCAAGACAAAGUAGUACUAGAUGUGGGCGCUGGAUCAGGGAUAUUAUCAUUUUUUUCUGUCCAAGCUGGUGCUAAAAAAGUUUAUGCUGUGGAAGCAAGUUCAAUGGCUCAACAUGCUCAGACAUUGGUGGAUUCUAAUAAUUUAGGAGACAAAGUUUUUAUUGUUGCUGGUAAAAUUGAAGAAAUUGAUUUACCUGAAAAAGUCGAUGUUAUUAUAUCAGAACCAAUGGGAUAUAUGCUCUACAAUGAACGUAUGCUUGAAACCUAUUUACAUGCUAAAAAGUGGUUAAAACCCGGAGGAAAAAUGUAUCCUAGUAAAGGGGAUUUGCACAUAGCUCCAUUCACUGAUGAUGCAUUAUUUAUGGAACAAACAAAUAAAGCCAGCUUUUGGGUUCAGUCGUGUUUUCAUGGAGUUGACUUAAGUUCAUUACGAGAUAUGGCUAUGAGAGAAUAUUUUCGACAGCCAAUAGUUGAUACAUUUGAUAUUCGUAUAUGCCUUGCAAAGUCUGUCAAACAUAGCUUAGAUUUUCUUACAGCUACUGAACAACAAUUACACAAAAUUGACAUUCCUCUUGAGUAUUAUAUACUUGAAUCCGGAACGAUUCAUGGAUUAGCUUUUUGGUUUGAUGUUGCAUUUCAAGGCAGCAACCAAACUCUGUGGCUAUCUACUUCGCCUACUGAAUCUUUAACUCAUUGGUAUCAAGUCAGGUGCCUUCUAGAAAAACCUAUUCUUGUUAAAGUUGGUCAAAUCUUAACUGGUAGUGUAUCACUUCAAGCCAAUGUAAGACAAAGUUAUGAUGUUUUCAUAAAUUUGAUGAUUGACGGGCUUCCACAUACAUGUUCUUCCAACAAUUUAGAUCUUAAAAACCCAUACUUUCGGUAUACAGGUCAACCGCCUCAACCUCCUCCUGGUGUCAAUACUAUAUCACCCAGUGAAAGUUAUUGGGCCAACUUGGAUCUCCAAAGUACUACAUCUGCUUUAAACAUGGUUAAUGGCAUUCCAUUGAAUGGUUAUGCUACAGACAUUUCCAUGGAUAUGCAAACAUCUCCAACUGCUGUUGCCAACAAUACAAAUCUUAUAAAUUUAGUUACUGUACCUCAACCAAAUAUUCAUCCAGGAUCUAUAAGUAGUACUGGAAGACAACGUGUUAGCACAGCUACUUCUACAGCAGGAGCACAACUUAUUGGCGGUGGUAUAUCCCCAACCUUAUUUACUUCCAACCAGAACCAAAAUCAACAACUUUUGUUAGGGGCAGCAACAGCUGCUGCAGGAGGUUCAACCACUGCUAUUGGAAACUAUCCAGUUAACAACAGUUUAAUGAUUGGAGACUAUGUUGCGCCCAGCACUGGUGUUUUAAAUAUUUCAUAUCGUUAAUUUAUUACAUUAUGGUUUAUUUGUAUUUACAAAAUGAAUCUUAAACCGCGACAAUUACAAAAUUACUUUUUAGGAGAUUUAUUGCUCCUUCCAUAAAUUUACCAUCCACUCAAAUAAUUAUAUACAUUCAAUUUAUGUAUAGUUAAUGUUAUAAUAUAAACUAUUUUUAUUUAUAAUUUUAAACUCAAGUAGGAUUAUUAAUAAUUUUAAAAAAGGAAAUUUUUUCCUGUUACUCAUUUUUUCAUAAGAAAAAUUAUAUUUAUAGACUAUCAAUAUGAUAAACACCCGUUAUUUUUUACAUUUUGAUAAAAAAUAUAUAAACCCGUUUUAGACACUUGACAACUCUUAGCAACAAAUUGUCUUUAUUUCCAAAUUAUAUUACAUAAGUAACAUACUCACUUAUAUAAUUUAAUGUAUAGAUUUGCUUCAAAAUUGUUAUAUUAGUUUAUGGGUGAAUGAUAAACAUUAAAAAAAAAAAUAGUUUUACGAUACCUAAUAUAUAUGCAAAACAAUUAUAAGUAUUAAUUAUUUUAUAAAUAAAAAAUAAUAUGAUUAAAAUAUUGAAAAUCAUUAUACUAGAAUAUAUUACUUUUUGAGGAACAUAUAUUACAUAUUGUUAUUUAAUAGUGUAUAAUAAUUUUUAGUUAAACCUUUGUUGCUGAUGUAUUGUUAAGGUUAAUUAUAUGAAUCAAUAAUGAUUUGGCAAUAACUUUAUGUAUACUUUUUUAUAACUAUUUUCUUUGUAAUGUUAUUUUUAAUUUGGUAAAUAUUAAUAUCUAAGGUGUGCAUUAUUCUACCUUUUUCAAUGAUUAUUUACAUGUGUUCUUCAGUCUCUAAUGUUAUUUGAAUAUAAAAUAUCAUAGCUUUUUUACAAUAUACUUAAAUAUUAAUUGAUUAUUGUGAUUCCUAUGUAUACAUAAUAUAUAAAUAUAAUAUAUAGUAAUAUUUUAAUUAAGAUAGUGCCGUUUGUAAAGCUUAAUAAUAAUAAAUGUUCAAAUAAAUUUAUCACCACUACCAAUCA
This is a messenger RNA of Acyrthosiphon pisum (pea aphid), 3288 nucleotides long. RefSeq names its product arginine methyltransferase 4 (gene Art4). Bases 351 to 2267 code for a protein of 638 amino acids. Lineage: Eukaryota; Metazoa; Arthropoda; Insecta; Hemiptera; Aphididae. Gene Ontology annotation, biological process: chromatin remodeling; peptidyl-arginine methylation, to asymmetrical-dimethyl arginine. The record is from RefSeq and is a predicted model, not a curated record. The transcript has 12 exons. Gene Ontology annotation, molecular function: histone H3R2 methyltransferase activity.